UCUUUCCUACCGAGUUAACCUAGUAUUCUCUCCUUGCCUUCCAAUCUUCCACAUCUAUAAAACCCCCUUGGGACAUAAGAACCAAUGGAGAAAACAGAUUUUACAGAAUUCACAGUUGCUAUAACAUUUCAUUAGUCACUCCAAACAUGGCUUAUAAGCAUUUCUUGUCUUUCUUUUUGCCACUUCUGUUUAUCAGUAUGUCAUUGCUGAACACCGAUGCACGCCAGCUUCUGGAAAUAACAUUGCCAGAAAUACCUGAGCUUCCUAAACCUGAAUUGCCCGAGCUGCCAUCUUUUCCUAAAGUUGAACUGCCACUACUACCAGAAUUGCCAGAUUUGCCAGGGCUCGAAGUGCCAGAACCAGAAUUACCUGACUUGUCAUCUCUUCCUGGAAUACCUGAGCUGGCUAAACCAACAAUACCUGCAAAACCAACUACUCCUGAGGACAUUAAUUCUUUUCAUUCAACUACUAGUCCUUAAAAAGGCUGUACCUUCUCAUGCUUCUUUAAGGCCUAGUUCUUGCUACUGCAUUGCUGUUUAGUGUUUACCUUCUUUCUACUUGAGAGUUGCUCUGUUGGAGAGUUUGUUGUGUUUUUAUACUAUCAUGUCUUUCAGUUACAACUACAAUUGAUAGUACAGUCACUGUACCCGUGGUUCUUAACUUCAUGUUGAAUCUGUAAUAAUAUUGAUAUAUUUUUAAG
This is a messenger RNA of Jatropha curcas, 700 nucleotides long. RefSeq lists its product as uncharacterized. NCBI's taxonomy places the organism in Eukaryota, Viridiplantae, Streptophyta, Magnoliopsida, Malpighiales, Euphorbiaceae. The record is from RefSeq and is a predicted model, not a curated record.